Molecule: messenger RNA, 1475 nt
Organism: Prunus avium (sweet cherry)
Lineage: Eukaryota; Viridiplantae; Streptophyta; Magnoliopsida; Rosales; Rosaceae
Product: double-stranded RNA-binding protein 1-like
Source: RefSeq, a predicted model, not a curated record
UGAGUUUCCUUCCUCAAGCCAACACUGCUAAUUCUUCAGCUCUUCCACUUGAGAGUUCAUCGUCUCGGAUCAGUUUUGUUUUAGAGAAAGAGGAAGAAAUUAGUUAGAAUUUAUGUAUAUAAUGCACAAGAGUAAGCUGCAGGAGCUGUGCCAUGGGAAGAAGUGGGGGUUGCCAAGAUACACGGCCAUGAAAGAUGGACCGGAUCACAACCCUGCCUUCAAGGCCUCUGUAUCUGUAAAUGGCAUCUCCUUUGACUCGCCAGUUGCUUGCAAAUCUUCCAAACAAGCGCAGAACCAAGCCGCCAUGCUCGCUUUCCUCCACUUCACCUCUCCACCUUCUUCUUUUUCUUCCGUUGAGCCUACUGUUAGAGCUGAUGAGCAUAAUUUUGAGAGCCCUGAGUUCUUCAACGCUUUGAAGGGGCCAGAGCAUGCUGCUGCAAACGCUGUUUCAAUGUCAUCGUCACAAGACGGUGCUCAAAUCAGUGUUGAAUCUGGUCAUUACAAGAAUCACUUACAGGAGUUAGCUCAGAGAGAAGGAUUUUACAUGCCAGCAUAUAAAACUGCGAGAUCCGGUGCAUCUCACCUGCCAACAUUCUCCUCCACUGUGGAAGUUGAAGGAGAGGAAUUCUAUGGGAAAGCAGGGAAAUCCAAGAAACAGGCAGAGCUGAAUGCUGCAAAAGUUGCCUGCAUUGCUUUAAAAGAGCGUGGAUUGAGCCGGGCUACUGAGAUCACUUCCUGCCAUCUGAGAGAAGGUGCUCUCAAGACCAGUACUCAAAGCUCUGACUUGAGAAUGAUUGUCGAUUCAUUCAAGAAUCUCAUACAUGAAGAACAAUUGGUUUCAUCUCCAGCUAUCAAGUAUGAGGAAUGUACUAAACAAAUCAAAGGCACAUUACACGAUUUAUCAGCCAACGCCAAUCUCGAAGCUGAGGUCAGUGAUUCAUUUCAUGCAGUACCGGAAAUGGAUAACAUGAAAGAAACUGGAAAUCCUUCUUCAAGCUCUGAAUCGAUGCUCCCUUCAACUGAAGAAAGCCCUUCCUCUCCAGCAUUUAUACAACCCAAUCUUCCUGCUGUCACAAAUGUAGGGAAAGGUACAGGGGUGAGGAGUUACUUGCUGUGCAACAGGGUUAGAGUUUACACAGAAUUUCCUGAUAUUGCAUUCCCUAAUCACAUAACGGUGCUGCCCGUUAGUGAUGACAAGUGGGUGGCUUUCAGCUUGGAGUUCCCAAAUGAAGAAAGCAAUUAAGUUGAGUUGCUGGUGUUACCAGAAUAUUGUCUUUGAUAAGACCUAGUUUUACCAUGAUAUCCAACUAGACUUUCAGUUAUGUUUAACCUAAACUUAUGGCAUGUAUCUGCUUCUCAUGCUGGAUGCUGAUCCCAUUUGCACUAGUCUUAUGAACUUAAAAGUUAUGACUGAAACAAUUUAGUAUAAAAUUACUUUUGGGAAAAUUAUCAAACAUGAAAUGACAUUUAGAACA